AUAUGGUGAGUGAGAUGACGUCUAGUUGCGGGUAGUGUGAGCUUGGUUAAACUGGUCUGAUUUUCUAAUCAAUGAAACGUCUGAUCUGAAUACCUUUCCUGGUCUCAAAACUAAAAUCUGUUACGAACACAAUGCACUAGGUUUUUAUAGAUUUGACGCUUUGACAACAUGCACUCGUUUUAAAUGACUCGAUGUAAGGUCGAAUCGAGUUUGUGCACACGCGCACUUCACAGAGGGGCGUUCCCUAACGGAAAUACGGAAAUAAUGCUACAAUGUGCCUAUAGGAUAUCUCCAGCUCGUGCUUGGUUUUGCCCUUAUUCCUUGCUUGAUCUGCCCACUAUGCUUCAUUUGCUCACACUCUAAAAGACACUGAACCUUAUUGGGUUAGUUAUAUCUUUGUUAUAACCGUCUAUCUAGUAGCUGUUAGCUUAUUCCAGUAGCUAGCUAGCCACCUGUCUUUGUUACGUAUGUGUACAGUUCUAGGAGAGAGGAUAUUUGUAACUAGCUGAUUUUUUUAUGACGAACAACAACGUUUGGGAAGUGGAGGAAGAGAGACCUGACUCGGGGCACUGGUGUGAUCUGUAGGAGGCUAAAUCCAAGUCUUUCCAUUAUAGUGAACCAAACUGGGAAACAAGGGGGGCAGCUCAUCCAUAGAAGACUGUGAACUCUGGGACUGGUACAAAUAAGGGAAGGGGGGGUUGAUUUUCCAGUGUUGGAUUGAUGUUGUUGCAGUUAUGUCAGAGGCCAUCCUCACCUUCCAGUACCAGCUCAAUGGAGUCAUGGAAACAGUCCUCAAAACUGCUGUGCAUGAGAUCACUCGGCUGGUGAAGGACAGCUUCCUGAAGGAAGUGACCGGGAGCAAGCGGGAUGUGGAAAUCUUGAAGGAGAGGCUGCAGCAGUGUGAGCAGAGAUGGAGGGAUGGAGAGGAGGAGAGGAAGAGGGAAGUUGAAGAGAGAGAGCAGAAAAAGAAGAGAGAAGAGAGAGAGCAGAGGGGGGUGUGUAGAAGAUGUGGUUGUGCUGGAGACACUGAGGAGAGGGAAGAGGCUCUGUUAGGAGCAGAGGAAGGUUGUGUUAUCAAACAGGAGAUGUUCCAGUCAGGUGGACCCAGCACUCUCCCAGAGAGAAAGGGUCCACAGGAAAUGGCCACACCCAGCUCUUCCUGUGUCUCUGAAAGGAUGGACGAGAGGGAGGCCCAUGUCGUCCAUAUCAAAGAAGAGCCCAAUGACUGGGAGGAUCUGGUUACCCAGAUGGUCACAUCCACAGAUGCCUCCAUAGUGAGCCUGAGUCGUCUGCAGAGAUUGAGCUCACAUGCUGGGGCUUGGACCAGUGAGCCUCAGCCUCCACCUCCACUCCCAGCACCAUGGGCCAGUGAGCCUCUUCCUCCAGCACCAUGGGCCAGUGAGCCUUUUCCUCCAGCACCAUGGGACAGUGAGCCUCCACCUCUACCUCCAGCACCAUUGGCCAGGGAGCCUCCACUACCUCCAACACCAUGGAUCAGGAAGGAGCAGCUCCUACUUUCAAGGUCAGUGAUACCCACACAGGGGACAGAGCAUGCUGUGGGGGCCCUCGAAAGCAUCAACACAACGGCACAGCUGAGGGUCAAACCCUUCAGCUGUCCACACUGUGGGAAGAGCUUCCCUCAGCUCCGAAACCUGAAAGACCACCAGAAGUACCACCACACAGGGAAGAAGGCCUUCACCUGCUCCCAGUGUGGUAUGGGUUUUGUGUACAUGUGCCACUUCAGGGUACACAUGCAGCGCCACACGAGGGAGAGAGCAUUCAGCUGCUCUCAGUGUGGGAAGAGCUUCAGCCUUCAGAGCGGCUUGGAGAAACACAGGGUCCUUCACACUGCAGAGAGGCCUUACAACUGCACAGACUGUGGGAACAGAUUCUAUUCUAGAGUGGACCUGAAAAUACAUGAACAGAUUCAUGCAGCAAGGUAGACCUUUGACAUGAAGCAUGUUGAUUUAGAAAAUCAGAGGGGGGGGGGAUAACUGCCCACAUGUACUAUGUUCAAUGUAUCUAUUAG
Messenger RNA from Oncorhynchus masou masou (cherry salmon), 2029 nucleotides. RefSeq names its product zinc finger protein 517-like. Gene Ontology annotation, molecular function: RNA polymerase II cis-regulatory region sequence-specific DNA binding; DNA-binding transcription factor activity, RNA polymerase II-specific. NCBI's taxonomy places the organism in Eukaryota, Metazoa, Chordata, Actinopteri, Salmoniformes, Salmonidae. The record is from RefSeq and is a predicted model, not a curated record. Bases 735 to 1943 code for a protein of 402 amino acids. The transcript has 3 exons. Gene Ontology annotation, biological process: regulation of transcription by RNA polymerase II.